Messenger RNA from Sclerotinia borealis F-4128, 1422 nucleotides. NCBI's taxonomy places the organism in Eukaryota, Fungi, Ascomycota, Leotiomycetes, Helotiales, Sclerotiniaceae. The record is from the annotation of a GenBank genome assembly.
AUGCAUCGGACUACACCCUCAAGUUCAAAUGGUGGAAUAUUCAAAGGAGGCAAUAUAUUUGGGGGUAGCAAGACUUCAAAUCCAACUUCUUCAGUGCGACCAAUUACUAGCGGAGGAUCUCCUAAAAGUGAAUCGAAACACAGUCCGACACAUCAACCGACACAUCAGCCGAGGGCAUCAGUAACAGGCUUCAGUCGCAAACCCUCCUUUACCUCCUCUCGCCAUAAUCGACGCAACAAUUCCACCGCGCACUUGCAUUCUACCCUUUUACCUAAUCUCCCGAUAUUUUCUUCUUCAAACUCACCCGAAAAGCAUUCUGCUGCGAACAACCCCUAUGUCGUACCGGUAAUUCUCCCACUACCACCCUCGGAUCACCGGCAAAGCAUAGAUAGUUACGAUCGGGUUGUCCUAGCAGAAACCACAGGAGUCAAUCUAGUUGGAGCGACAUUAUCACGUCAAUCCAUGGACGCUGCAUCAUUUACCUCGACAACGCCAUACUCGAAUAUGCUUGCCAGACCAGGAACGGGAUAUCAGUCCUCGGGGGGAGGUCCCGCGGGAAUGGGUGUGAUGGCUCCUAUGCAACCUGGCAGUCCUACGCUUGAGACUAUUACUUACCAGCACAUACAAGAGAUGGCGUCAAAGAGGAUAUCUACUCUAGAUUAUUUAAGAAAAGCUCAUGAAGGAAGGGUCUAUUGGUUCAAUACAUUAUUAUUCAACAAACCAGAUUUACAACGAAUGCCAUACUUCGAUUCGCGAAAACUCGCCCGUCGCGCAACAAACUAUCUUCUCCUCGGCCUCUCGCUCCCUACAAUCCUCGACCUUAAUUCCUCAAGCCCCUCUGAAUUUUUGCGCACGCUCAAUGCGCUCCUCGGCGAAUUCGAGUCUUUCCAACAAGUACAUCCGCCAGACGGCUCGACCUCUUCUUCGUUAUCGCGCGGACGAUUUCCCCAAAUGUUCAAGCGCUCGACGAUGAUUCCCAGUAAAGGGCGACGCACCAGUUCUGCAACUGAGAUAGGAUUACCAAUGGGCAAUGAUUUCUCGGAUACAAAAUCUAAUAAUGGGAGUACAUCGAGUGGGGGUGGUAAUGGGGCAACAUCGUUCCCAGCGAGUGAGAAUGAUUUGUUACCGGGUGAGGAAUAUACAUAUCUAUUAACACCAUCUUUACCAUUCGAUCCCGAUUUUUACGAGACGUUUGCGACAUUGUGCGAUGUAUUGAUUGAUUGUUAUACAAGGUUGAUGGGCUUGGUUUCGUCGCCGAAAGAGUGCAGUCCGCAGAUUGCAGAAUUGUUUACAAAGGCGGAUGCGAGAGUCAGGAAAAUCAUUGUGCAGGGAGUAGUGAAGGAAUUUGAGGACAGCAGCAGAACUGGAGUAAAGAGCGAGGUUGCGGGCGUGGGAAGAGUGGUUUUGGGUGGACUUAUGUAA